CGGCUUCUGGAGUGAGCCUCCGAGUGUAGCCAUGGGACCUCCGGGAGGAAAGAUCAAUCGUCCCCGGACGGAGCUGAAGAAGAAGUUGUUCAAGCGCCGCAGGGUAUUAAGCAGGGAUCGGCGACGGAAGCGCCGGGUGGUCGGGGCUGUGAUAGACGAAGGGCUGACUACGAAGCACCACCUCAAGAAGCGGGUGUCCAGUGCUCGUGCCAACAUCACGCUGUCUGGGAAGAAGCGCAGGAAACUCUUGCAGCAGAUCCGACUUGCCCAGAAAGAAAAAGCAGCCAUGGAAGUGGAAGCCCCCUCCAAGUCAACCAGGACUAGUCAGCCACAGCCCAAGCAACAAAAGAAGAUAAAAGCUCCCCAGGACGUAACUAUGGAGGAUCUUGAAGAUAAGAGCUGAAGUCCCUACCUCUUCUACCAGAAGAUGUUCAACAGAACCUAGAAGGAUUUGGAGGAACUUUGGAAAAAAUAGUAGCAUAUUUCACUUUCCUAGACACCCCUUCUACAAUGGACCCUUGACCUCCCCUGGAGGUGUAUAUUGGGAAGGAAAAGGACACAGAGAAAGACUGGAGGGCCAUCUCUAGCAGUUAACUCCUUUUGUAAUAAAGCUUUAGUGCGUUCAAAAAAAAAAAAAAA
Molecule: messenger RNA, 639 nt
Organism: Mus caroli (Ryukyu mouse)
Lineage: Eukaryota; Metazoa; Chordata; Mammalia; Rodentia; Muridae
Gene: CUNH11orf98
Product: chromosome unknown C11orf98 homolog
Source: RefSeq, a predicted model, not a curated record